This is a messenger RNA of Soboliphyme baturini, 447 nucleotides long. Lineage: Eukaryota; Metazoa; Nematoda; Enoplea; Dioctophymatida; Soboliphymatidae. The record is from the annotation of a GenBank genome assembly.
AUGAGUUUCAUUCCAGUCAGUGGAAGUUUCUGCGCUCCUUGUUCUAGCUUCAAGCUAAAAGUCAUUAUUUCAGAGGAAGACGACAGCGAAGAGGACGAGGAGGAAGGCAUUGCAACUGCACCGUCCGAUUUUCGCCUUAUAGACGUCAAACCGUAUGCCGUGAAGCUGACAUGGACUCCUGAAGGGCCAUUGCCACAAGACGGAUAUUUCGUUUUGAGGUUUCAUAAAAUAUGUAACAUGCUAAUUUUGGCUUCAUCUUGGGCUUUUGUCUUUAGUCAUGAGAUGACGGACAACAUAAUUACGGUUGUCACGAGAGGAACGGAGUAUGAAAUCACGGGAUUGGACUCGUGUACAAUUUAUGCAGUGAAAUUAACCGCGUCAGAUGGCAAGGAAGAGACGGAAGCGUCCAGUCUGAUUGUGCUUACAGAGCACAUCUACCAGAACUAG